Molecule: messenger RNA, 1599 nt
Organism: Rasamsonia emersonii CBS 393.64
Lineage: Eukaryota; Fungi; Ascomycota; Eurotiomycetes; Eurotiales; Trichocomaceae
Product: Cation diffusion facilitator
Exons: 4
Coding region: 1-1599 (532 amino acids)
Biological process (GO): transmembrane transport; monoatomic cation transport
Cellular component (GO): membrane
Molecular function (GO): monoatomic cation transmembrane transporter activity
Source: RefSeq, a predicted model, not a curated record
AUGUCAUCCCUCCGCCGCUCCGACUCCUCGCAGCUGUCGUCCUUCCUCCCCUUGUGCCCCGAACCCACCUGGCAGAUGAUGUCCACGCGCGGCCAGACUCUGCCCGGUCUCAUCAGGCGGUAUUCCAUCUCAGACAGCACGACCGAACCAGAUGGCCGGCGGGCAGCCCUCGAGACGGAGGUCAAUGAUGAUCUCGAAGCGGGCAGUGCGAGAAUCUCCUCCAACAAUGCUCUCCUGACGAAUGCGAAUGAGCCGGAGCAACUAUCUGCGGCUUCGUCGUCGUCUGUGAGUGAACGACUGCAUCGACGUAGUUCGCUGCUGAUUGGGGAUACGACGUCGCCUUUUCGAUGGCAGGAGUUUUAUACACCCCCAGAACAGCUGCGAAAGCUUCGUAAACCAGUUCGGUAUCUCUACGUGGAUCGCUUGCUCGACUCGUCCAUCGCUCACGACCUUAUCGAGAACUACGAUCGUCAAUGGGCCAAGAAUCGCCGUCGCCUGCAGCUGCAGCCCAUCGCAGAGGAGUCUCCCGCUGAUGAAGCUGAGAAUGGCAGUUAUAGACAGGAUUCUGUUCAUGAAAGCAUAACUACGCACAAAACACAGCAUGUAAACCAUCAGCUGAAUGAAAGAACGCCCCUUCUGUUAUCUCCUACAGAGGAGACACCUUUAUUGGGCCCCAAAAUGGAAUCCGCUCAGAAUACUCGACGCGUCGUUUUGACAGCCAUAUACGUCAAUCUCCUAGCUAAUGUUCUGUUGCUGGCCGCCAAGAUCGUGAUCACCGUCAUGACCAGCUCCGUGUCGGUGCUGGCCAGCUUGGUCGACGCCGCGCUGGACUUCCUCAGCACAGCGAUCGUGUGGAGCACGACCCGGUUGACGGCACGACGGGAUCGACACCGAUACCCCGUUGGCCGGCGACGUCUCGAGCCGGUCGGCGUGUUGAUCUUUGCGACUGUUAUGGUCACGUCGUUCUUCCAGGUGGCCAUUGUGUCUCUCCAGCGGCUGACGGGCGAGGACCACGCCUUGGUCCAGCUAGGGACUGAUGCGAUUGCCAUCAUGGGCGCAACCGUGGCGGUCAAGCUGCUCUGCUGGCUGUGGUGUCGCCGGAUCAACGAUUCGAACGUCCAGGCGCUCGCCCAGGAUGCCAUGACGGAUAUCGUAUUCAACCUUUUCAGCAUCAUCUUUCCCUUAGUCGGCACAUAUGCCAACCUAUGGUUCCUCGACCCAGCCGGUGGUCUGGCCCUCUCGGUAUACGUGAUGGGCAACUGGGCGCGGACAGCCAACGAGCACAUCGCGCAUCUGACGGGCGCCGCCGCGUCGCCCGACGAGCGCAGCGUGCUGCUGUACCUCGUGAUGCGGUUCGCGGCCAGCAUCCGGUGGAUCCAGAACCUGGAAGCGUACCACUCGGGCGACCGGCUCAACGUCGAGGUGGACAUAGUCCUGGACGAGCACACGACGCUGCACGACAGCCACGACCUGGGCGAGAGUCUGCAGCACAUGCUUGAGAGCGUGGGCAAUGUCGAUCGCGCGUUUGUUCAUCUUGACUAUGCGGAGUAUAAUCUGCCGACGCAUAUUGAUCAGGAUGCGAGGGUUGCUAUGCAGUAG